AUGACUGGGAUGGUCGGGAAUAAGAUAGCUUCCUCUCCUUCAGAAAAAACUCUCAAGACAAAACCACCACUUUACUCAGAAUCCACAGCACCAAAGAGAACUCAAAAGCAAAGAGCGUAUGAAGCAAUCCUCGAUCAAGAGGAAAUCCAAACAGCGUGA
Molecule: messenger RNA, 159 nt
Organism: Dovyalis caffra
Lineage: Eukaryota; Viridiplantae; Streptophyta; Magnoliopsida; Malpighiales; Salicaceae
Source: the annotation of a GenBank genome assembly